AAGUAAUUUACUCCGAUCGACAACGAAAGCCGGCGACGACCGGCGUGUUCUGUAAGAAAUACAUUAGAAAUGACAGAAACCGUGUUUUCUAAGACCAAACCCCCCUGCAACAAAACAAAACAUAACACGAAUGUUUCCUUCAUUAUCUUUCAAAUUAAUUAAGAUCCAACCGUUUCUUAAUUUCCUUGAUCUAAAACCAGUUUCUUUGAUCUAUGGGUGAUCUAGCUAAGCAGAUAUUGUCUCGCCCUAUUCAACUCGCAGACCAAGUGGUGAAAGCCGGAGAUGAAGCCACGAUCAACAAACAAGAAUGCGCCGAUAUCAAGUCCAAGACGGAAAAGCUCUCUGCUCUUCUCCGUCAAGCCGCUCGUGCUAGCUCCGACCUCUACGAACGUCCCACUCGCCGUAUCAUCGACGACACUGAGAACGUUCUCGAGAAAGCACUGGCCAUGGUCCAGAGAUGCCGCGACGAUGGCUACAUAAUGCGUCUUUUCAACAUAAUCCCCGCCGCCGCAUUCCGUAAGAUGAUCUCCCAACUAGAAAACUCCGUCGGCGAUGUCUCUUGGCUCCUCCGUGUCUCAACUCCCGCCGGUAACGACGACGACGAAGGGUUUGGCUACUUAGGCCUCCCUCCGAUUGCAGCCAACGAACCAAUCUUGUGUCUUAUUUGGGAGCAAAUCGCGGUUCUGAUGACCGGUUCGCCGGAAGAUAAAUCCGACGCCGCCGCGUCGUUAGCUUCUUUAGCGAGAGAUAACGACAGAUACGUGAAAUUGAUAGUUGAAGAAGGUGGAGUCAACCCUUUGUUGAAACUUCUGAAAGAAGGUAAGGUCGACGGCCAAGAAAACGCGGCGAGAACAAUCGGGUUAUUGGGUCGUGACCCGGAAAGCGUGGAGCAUAUGAUUCAGCUUGGUGUUUGUUCAGUGCUUUCGAGUAUUCUUAAAGAAGGUUCGAUGAAGGUUCAGGCGGUUGUGGCUUGGGCUGUUUCAGAGCUUGUUUCUGGUAACCACGCGAAAUGUCAAGAGCUGUUCGCGCAAAACAACGUGAUACGUCUUCUCGUGAGUCAUUUAGCAUUUGAAACGGUUCAAGAACAUAGCAAAUACGCGGUUGUUGCCGGUAGAGCUACGUCGAUGCAUCACGCCGUCGUGAUGGCAAGUAAAAUCAAUUUGCCGGCGGUUAACGAGGAGGAGGAGGAUACUAGCCAGAUCGGAAACCCGAACAUCAUGCCGAAUCAGAUGCAUAACAUAGUUACGACUACAAUGGCGAUGAAGGCGGUUGGAUCGGGAUCAAAAUCGAAUCUUUCUAGCCGAUUUGACACCGGUGAGGACGAGCAACCGCCGGAAAAGCUGCCGGAGAAGAGUUAUAGUUUGAAUUCAAAGAUCAAGGCUUACAGUAGUACGGCACAUCAAUCGCGAAAUGGGUCGGUCACGAGAGGGAGAGAGCUUGAAGAUCCGGCGACGAAGACUUACAUGAAAGCGAUGGCGGCGAGAGCGUUGUGGAAACUCGCAGUAGGAAACUCGUCGAUAUGCCGAGUGAUCACCGAGUCACGAGCUUUGCUCUGUUUCGCGGUUUUACUAGACAAAGGAGACGCAGACACCAAGUAUAACACAGCUAUGGCUAUCAUGGAGAUAACCGCCGUGGCUGAAGAAAACGCUGAUCUUAGACGAUCCGCGUUCAGACGCACCUCACCGGCGUGCAAAGCCGUCGUUGACCAGCUAUUCAGAAUCGUUGAAAACGCCGACGCCGAAUCCGAUUUGCUCAUCCCCUGUGUAAGAUCAAUCGGAAACCUAGCAAGAACGUUCAAAUCCGCGGAAACGCAUAUGAUCGUGCCUUUGGUAAAACUCCUCGACGACGGAGAACCAGAUUUGGCGGCGGAGGUAGCAGUCGCGUUAUCUAAGUUCGCGACGGAGGAAAACUUCUUAAGCAAAGAUCACUCGAAGACGAUCAUCGAGGCGGGAGGAUCGAAGCUUCUGGUACAGCUAGCGUAUUUCGGAGAGAACGGAGCUCAGAUACCAGCCUUGGUUUUGCUGAGCUACGUGGCGAUGAACGUACCUGACAGUGAAGAGCUAGCGAAAGACGAAGUGUUAACCGUACUGGAGCGGGCAUCGAAGCAAGCUAAUGUGAUAGAAGAUGAAGAUAUGGAAGGUUUGUUGUAUGAAGCUAAGAGCAGACUCGAGCUUUACCAAUCCAGAGGUUCCAGAGGCUUUCACAUAUGAUUCUCAUUUCUCAUUAGAAAAAGAAUUAGUAUGAUUUGGUUUCCACAUGUAUUCAAAAGUUGUAUAAAGUUUUAUUGUUUCCAGUGUAGUAGGCUUGGCAAUGAGAUCGAUCACAACGUUUUGUUU
Capsella rubella is the source of this 2336-nucleotide messenger RNA. RefSeq lists its product as uncharacterized. Bases 213 to 2210 code for a protein of 665 amino acids. Gene Ontology annotation, molecular function: protein binding. Gene Ontology annotation, biological process: cell surface receptor signaling pathway. Lineage: Eukaryota; Viridiplantae; Streptophyta; Magnoliopsida; Brassicales; Brassicaceae. The transcript has a single exon. The record is from RefSeq and is a predicted model, not a curated record.